UAUACAGCGACAAUGGAAAACUUAAUUAACAUCCCGUUUUUCCCCUUAAUUAAAUUCUUCCUGGGCUGCAAAACCCAAAGUGCCUGGUGUUGUGUAUUACGCCAUUUGAUUCCAGUGAUUUUUCUAAUCAUAUUCAUCAUUGACUUUGGCGACUGGAUCAUUAACGGCGAAACCAACAGCAUCCAAGGCGAACCGCACCGUAUUCGCCAAAGCCACAUUAUCGCCAUUCUCUCGUACAUGAACAGUCAAUUCAGCUUCCUCCUCACCUGCACUAUCCUUUUCGGUUUCGUUCUAAAAGCCCAGCACCUGAUAAUGGCAAUCGAACGAAUGAUAUCCGCCCAUCUAUUGUGGUUUGGACUAAAGGUCAACAAAAGGUCACCGGUGAUAUUCCUGGGAUACAUGGGAAUCUGCACCUCCGCACUGGCAUAUGUGACGGUCUUUGUUGGACAGUUGUGUAUGAACGUUGGUACCACCCAGCAGCGAGAAAUGUGGAAACCGGUCAAGUAUUUCGUAUGGCGACCGCCGAAUUUGGUGUGGGAUGCCGGUUUUCAUUUGGUGUGGUUGGUGGCGCGUCUUCUGCCGUUUCUCGUCUACAUUCUGUAUUUUCAUCUGGUUAUGCUGGUCAUCCAGAGUGUGGUGAAAUUUAAUAGCCGACUGCAAAGCACCAUUAUUGCCGUACAGCAGGAAAUAAUGCAUUUUGAAGAAGGCUUUAGAAUAUUGAGAAAAGAGGACACCGAAAUUUACACCAUUGUUCAACAUCUUAGUGAUGGGUUUUCCUUUGUGCUGGGAGCGGGAAUAUUUGGGCAUUUUCUCAUUAUCUGCUCCAUGACUGCACAAGCCUUCUUGUCGGACGAUUUUGCCAAUGUCUGGGAGUAUGCACGGGAAGUGCUGCAAAUUUUGCCAUCAGCUGUUAUUUUACUGAUGUUCUUUCUCACCGGCACCAAAUUGCAUGAAAGUUGUUCGGAAACCAUAGCUUUGAUUCGCGAUUUGAUCCUGGCGCAUCAAGACUGCCGACGAAAGAUCCCGUUGUGGACGGAUGAUGCGAAACUUAUCACCUUUCUAUACAAAAUCAGCCAAAGAUCGGGAUCGCUUAUGUUGGCGGGUUUCGCCCAUUUAACACGAGGCACAGCCGCUACGUUUCUUUUUGCCUUCAUUGGCUACCUAUGUUUCUUGAUCGAACGAUCGGAGCACUACAAGACUGAUGAAAAGCUGACCGGAGCUCUGAAAGGGAACACAACACUCGGACACUUGGAGAGCAGUAGCGAGUGAUAGCGUUCUUCAUAUUUUGGUACAUAAUAAUUAUUUAGUGAUAUUCCGCGCCGUUAAUUUAAAAACAGAACAGCAAUAAGUGCAGCAAUGCUGCAAAAGUCUAUAGUUCUAUAAACAUGUAUACUUCUACAAAGAGUACACUGCAUCAACAUUCAAGCGCUGAUUCUUUUAACGGUAAAACUCAAAGAUUGUUGCUGUGUGUCAUCAAUGCACAAGUUUUUA
Messenger RNA from Paramacrobiotus metropolitanus, 1491 nucleotides. RefSeq lists its product as uncharacterized. The coding region runs from base 13 to 1269 and encodes 418 amino acids. The transcript is spliced from 4 exons. NCBI's taxonomy places the organism in Eukaryota, Metazoa, Tardigrada, Eutardigrada, Parachela, Macrobiotidae. The record is from RefSeq and is a predicted model, not a curated record.